Medicago truncatula (barrel medic) is the source of this 2899-nucleotide messenger RNA. Its product is annotated as protein FAR1-RELATED SEQUENCE 5-like. The record is from RefSeq and is a predicted model, not a curated record. Gene Ontology annotation, biological process: regulation of DNA-templated transcription. Gene Ontology annotation, molecular function: zinc ion binding. The transcript is spliced from 3 exons. The coding region runs from base 297 to 2570 and encodes 757 amino acids. Lineage: Eukaryota; Viridiplantae; Streptophyta; Magnoliopsida; Fabales; Fabaceae.
UUUUUCUUUUUUCCUUUCUUUCCUUCUUUCUUACUAUUUACCACCAUCUUUCCCUCGUUUCAUUUUCCCACUUGUUUCGUUUUCCUUCCCUCUUUCUGAAUCACUCAUUUCCUAUGAGCAAGAAAAAAUCAUCUUUCAUUCACUCAUAGGUUCUCGUCACUCCUUCUUCAUCUUUGUACAGUGCCACCCUCAUGCUAUUUUCGGUCGCUCCACCUAUCUCGGCUGCGAUUUCAUAUUCCUCUCCUUGUUUUCAUACCCAGUUUUGGUGUGCCAAUUUCACCCACAAUUGAAAAUUUAUGGAUAGUUCAAAUGUUCUUGUGGAUUGUGGUAGUAUUGAUGAUGAAGGUAUAGAAGUUGGCAACUUUAAUGUUGAAGAAGAAGAUGAUGAUGCAUGCUGGGAGCCUAAAAUAGAUAUGUGUUUUUCUAGCUUAGAUGAAGUUAAAUCAUUUUAUAAAGAGUAUGCUUUUAGAAAGGGUUUUGAAUGGAAGAUUAGAACAUCGAGAAAAGGACGAGAUGGGGAGGUCUGCUACUUAAUUCUUGCAUGCACAAGAGAAAGGUCUCAAGUGACAAAAAGUCUGUGUACAUUGAAGACACGUCCGACAAUGGGAAAAAAUUGUCCUGCUAAAAUUUGUAUCAAAUUGAAAGAAGAUGGAUUGUGGUACAUUCAGAAAUUUGAACCUGAUCAUUCUCAUCAUACCAGCCCUAGAAAGGCAAGGUUGUUCAAGGCCAACAAGAAAAUGGACUUGCAUGUAAGGAGGACAAUUGAAAUCAAUGAUGAUGCAGGUGUGAGGGUCAACAAGACUUUUCAAUCUCUGGUUAAAGAUGCAGGAGGGUAUGAAAAUAUUCCAUUUAAUGAAAGAGAUGUAAGGAACUAUGUUAACAAGGAACGACGUGCAAUUGGAAAAGAAGGUGAUGGCAAGGCCUUGAUAAGCUAUUUUUGUCAAAUGAGGGAACAAAAUCCUAAUUUCUUCUAUGAAAUAGAUUUGGAUGAUGAUUUUCAUGUAAAAAAUGUGUUUUGGGCUGAUGCAAGAAGUAGGGCUGCUUAUGAGUAUUUUGGAGAUGUAGUAACUUUCGAUACAACAUAUCUGACAAAUAGAUAUGAUAUGCCUUUUGCUGUUUUUGUUGGUGUGAAUCACCAUGGUCAAUCAACAUUACUUGGAUGUGGGUUGCUAUCAGGAGAAGACACAGAAUCAUUUGAAUGGCUUUUUAAUUCAUGGCUUCGUUGUAUGCUAGGAAAGCCUCCUAUUGGUAUUGUGACCGACCAAUGUAAGGCAAUGCAAAAUGCAAUUGAGGCAGUUUUCCCUACAACUCGUCACAGGUGGUGUUUAUGGCAUAUAAUGAAAAAAAUUGCUGAAAAACUAAGCGGAUAUGGUGAUUAUAAAAGGAUUAAGUUUGCAAUGAAAGAAGCUGUUUAUGAUACGUUUACAACAGAUGAUUUUGAAGAGAAAUGGUGUUCCUUCAUCGAAAAAUUUGAGCUUCAAGAGAAUCAUUGGUUGAGGGGGUUGUAUAACGAGCGUCAUAGAUGGGUACCAACCUUGUUAAGAAAAUAUUUUUGGGCUGGUAUGUCAACAACUCAGCGAAGUGAGAGUAUACAUGCUUUCUUUGAUGGUUAUAUCAAUUCAACGACAAGUCUGAAUCAAUUUGUAAAACAAUAUGAUAAUGCUCUCCGAAGUCGAGCAGAAAAGGAAUUUGAAGCAGAUUUUACUUCGAUGAAUACCACAAUUUCUUGCGGUUCAAACUCAUCAAUUGAAAAGCAAUUCCAAGGUCAGUACACUCAUGCUAAAUUUAAGGAGCUUCAAGUUGAAUUUAGAUCUAAAAUGAAUUGUGCUUCCUCAUUGAACACUGUGGAGGACUGCUUUGCCACAUAUCAUGUGUUGGAGGACGUGUUAGUUGGAGAUAGAACAAAAGAACAUGUAUUUAAAGUUGUGUUUAAUCGAGAAAACCAUGAUGUAAGUUGUGAAUGCUCAUUGUUUGAAUUUAGAGGUAUUUUGUGCCGUCAUGUGUUAUGUGUGUGUGCUCAAGAGAGAGUAAAAAAUGUACCAGAGAAGUAUGUUUUAACUAAAUGGAACAAAAAUAUUAAAAGGAAGCAUACAUAUAUUAAGAGCAGUUAUUGUGUGACACAACUGAAGCCACAAAUGGACAGGUUUGACAAGUUAUGCAAGCACUUCUACGAGGUUGCUGAAAUAGCGGCUGAGUUUGAAGACACAUCUGUAGACCUCCAUGAAAUACUACAUCAGUUUGCUUCUGAUUUACCCACCAGGAAUGCUACAGCUGAAAAUAUUAAAGGAAGUUUCAAUGGUGACUCAAAUCCAAACAAUGGUACAAAAAUUCACAGUCCAUUGCGGGUAAAACGUAAAGGUCGCCCUCCAUCAAAAAGAAAAAUAUCUAUACAUGAAAAAUUUGCUAAGAGGCCAAGUAAUCGACACAAACAGAGUGAUGAUAGAGGGACUAAUGAUAUCAAUACUGAAAGAGUGACAAAUCAGUUUGACAGCAACAUCUGCAUUAAAUCAUCUCUUGAUGUUGUUAGUGGUGGAAAUGUGCUGGAUGCAAGUACAAUGAUAGUUAACUAGCAUGGACAGCUCUAAUAUUUUUUGGACAAAAGCUAAUGCACUCAUUGCUAAGUAUAUGAAGUGACCCUUUUGUGUAUAUAACCAGACUUUUAUAACUAUGAUAUUGUGUUUUUUGGUGGCCAAAUCAUGGUGACAAAGGUCAACACAUGACUAUGAAUUCGUAUUUUUUUUUUAAAAACAUGUUUGUAAAGUUAACAUUAGGUACAAUGCUAGUUAACUUAUGUAAUUUAAGUUCUAUUUUGUGAUGUACUUAAUCAACCAUGUAAAUGGUAUGGUUUUGGAAGUUGUAAAUGGUAUGGUUGUAAUUGACAAAUUAGUGAUCAAUUUAA